Molecule: messenger RNA, 387 nt
Organism: Anisakis simplex (herring worm)
Lineage: Eukaryota; Metazoa; Nematoda; Chromadorea; Rhabditida; Anisakidae
Source: the annotation of a GenBank genome assembly
AAGUAUAUUUGGGCUGAUAAUGUGAUGCCAACAUUCUACGUGAUGAAUCCACCUGACCUGAGAGAUGCAAGUGCGCGAGCACGUCUCAAUGAACUUAUCUACAGACUUGAGCAUACCGAAUAUAGCAUCGGUAGAGUGUCGACGAAUUUUUGGCUCUGGGAAUAUCAACGAUUUCUGAACGAUUUCCCGAAUAUCACCUAUACAACUGGAUUCUAUGAUCAAAAAAACUUAUACGAUUUUUUCUCGCAGUUCGACUACCAGCAAUACCGACCACAUGUGAAAAUGAGCGCAAAUUCGAGCAACGGUGAGCCGUGCAUUCAAGCAUUCACCUUUCAAACAAGUUUUUAUGGUCUUGAUUCAUGGGAUAAACGUCAAGUUUGUUUUUGA